Molecule: messenger RNA, 2998 nt
Organism: Osmia lignaria (orchard mason bee)
Lineage: Eukaryota; Metazoa; Arthropoda; Insecta; Hymenoptera; Megachilidae
Source: RefSeq, a predicted model, not a curated record
GGGUGGCGCGAAUCAAUACCCUUCGACCUAUCUCGACGCCUUUUUCGAGCAUGCAUACGUCGAGGCACGUAGGUUUAUUCGGUCAGUGUCGCAUUUUCACCAAGGCUAAACGGCCGCGGAUCCACGAUCCGCCGUGUCGAGCCAGUUGGGAAGAAUCGUGACAAGGAGGAAGGCUACCUAAAUCUUGCCUCUCUCAUCCUCUUCGCCGCUCCGCACCCCGUUGCUCGCUCUUUCAGCCCGACGCAGCAGUCGUCGCGUUUACGUCAGUCGUUAUCGAGACACGGCCGUGGACGCGACGAGGUCGAACGCGCGCGGGACCAAACGACGUUUUAUUGCCAAGUUACAGCUGAUAAAUUAACCGUGAUUAAGUAAUCGAUGUUUUGUUAGAUGAAUUCGCUAACAGGGAAUGUUGUACGUACUAUUUUUUUUCUACCAAUAGUUGCGUAAUCCACAUUAUUCCAUCGAUUCAAUUGAAAAGAACGACUUCCAGUCAAGUAACAUCAGGUGUUUCAAGACGCAACAGCGAUAACGCGAGCGUUCUAGGCCAAGUACCGCGACGUGGAAGUACCAACCGGAAACGAGCUCAAUGAUCGCGUCGAAGCGGCACUUGCUGUUUGUGGUUACUCGCGUUACAAAAUGCUCCCGCGAACGAGCAAAACGGUACCGAGCCCUCUCGGUCUCGGCUACGGCCAAAUUCAAAGAGGCAAGAAAGGAUCGCGUAUACUCGAGUGCGUUUGUCGAAGAUCCAGCUGGUUGUUGCUGUUGCUGUCGGCCGUGCUGUUCGCCAGCCUCUACGUCGUCUCCUUCGAGGAGAAUUACGAGUUCGACUUCCCUUCGCGGUACCGUUCCUCUUACGGCUCGUACAACGUCACGGAAGGUAAGUAAACGAGUAUACGGAAGACCGAGACAGAGAGGGAGAGCGCGGUUGCUGGUUGUCGCAGGAACGAUGGACGGCUACCUGGUGUGGAAUUCGAGGUGCCAAAUGUUGUCGAAGAAACCGAUGGACCCGUCGAUCCGGGCUUACGUGAAGAAGGAAAAGUUUCAAAGAUGCUCGAACGAGCCUCCGCUAACCGGGGUGUCGCGCGACGAGAACGGCAGCGUGAUUCUUUCAAUUAAUCCGACCGUCUCGACCCUUCACCCCGGCUUGCAGUGCUGUUGGGCGCCGAUUUUCCGACCCGAGAACAAAUCGGCCAAAGAGAAAGCGAACAAACGGACUAACCUCGACUCCUCGAUCGUGGUGAAACGAUGCGAGAAAUUCGACGUGGAGACCAGACUGCCCGACGACGCGCAAGCGGCCAUGGUCAGCUGUACCGCGAAGCCGAAGAAAGGGGGAGCGAAAGCGACCGACAAACCUAUUUACGAAAACGUUCACCCGAUCCUCAGCGUCGAGAAGGUUCGCGAUCGUUUGGGACAACGCAACGCGAACCGAUCCAUCGAUACGAACCGAGAUCCUCUGCUUUCGAGAAAGUUGAGCGUCUUGCUGCUCGGUAUCGACAGCGUCAGCAGGCUGAACUUCAUGCGCAGCGCGCCGAAUACCGAUAAAUAUCUGCAAGAGACCGGCUGGAUUCGCUUGAACGGCUACAACAAGAUGGGCGACAAUACUUUCCCGAAUCUAAUGGCGAUACUGACCGGGCAAAACCAAGCGCAGGCCUACUCGAGGUGCAAGCCGACCGUUCCCUACAUCCUCGACCGGUGCCCCUUCCUCUGGCACAAGUUUCGCGAGGCCGGCUACGCGACCGCCUACGGCGAAGACGAGACCAGCCUAAACACCUUCAACUACCUCAAAGUCGGUUUCGUCGAGCCACCGACGGAUUAUUAUCUACGACCGUACAUGCUCGCUUGCGAGAAGCUGCUGAAAGUGAAAAAGAGAUUCGGCCUAAAAUAUUGCACCGGACCGGAAAGUAGCUUCGACAGAAUCCUCGAUUACGCGGUCGAUUUUUCCCGCGCGUUUCUAGGCCUACCAUACUUUGGCUUAUUUUGGACCAUCAGCGUGAGCCACGAGAAUGCGAACGGGUUGUCGUCGAUGGACGCUCGACUGCUCGACAAGCUGAAACGGUUGGAACGCGAGGGUGUGUUGAACGACACGAUGAUCGUGUUUCUGAGCGAUCACGGGAUGCGAUGGGGCCCGAUCAGGAGCACUCUCGUCGGCUGGUACGAAGAGAGAUUACCGUUUCUCUACGUCUGGCUGCCCGAAUGGUUUCGAGUCGAACAACCGGAAGCGUAUCCGUCGUUGCGCGCCAACCAGCAUCGACUCGUUUCCCCGUUCGAUCUGUACGAGACGCUGAGACAAGUGCUCGAUUUGUCCGGAGGUGAAGCGGAUCCGUCGCCGGGUUGUUCCGGUUGUCGCAGCUUGCUCGAACCUUUGCCUCGCGAACGCGGCUGUUCCAACGCCGGCAUCUCGCUGCACUGGUGCGCCUGUACCGCGUUCGAGCCCGUCGAUCUAAAGGAUCCGUUGGUCCACAACGGGGUGAGCUUCUUCAUCGAACACGUGGACAAGCUGCUGGACGCGUACAAGGAUCGCAAGGGUAGACGAUUGUGCGCGAAGCUUCGCUUGAAGAAGCUGAUCAGAGCGAAUCGAGCGAUCGACUUCGUCGACACGACCAGCCUCGCCUACUUUUACACCGUUCAGGUCAGCCCGGGCGACGGGAAGUUCGAGGUGACCGUGCGAUACCACGACAAUGCCACUUACACCGUGUCGGAUCACGAGGUCAGCAGACUCAACUCUUACGCGUCCACCGCCAAGUGUCUCGAGCACGGGAUGAAACAGUAUUGCCAUUGCCUACGAUAAAUUCGGACGCUUGGCUGAACUUCUGCUCCGCAACAGUGCCAAAUUCGUACACCGCGAAUCGCGUACGCAAAUGCACACGUGUGUACAUGGAUAUGUGUAUAUUUUACUACCUCUCUUCAACGCAAUUGUUUUACACGAAGACACGCAACGAAAUGAAAACGGAUCGAACACCGUUUGUACAACAAAUAAAUCGUGGUUUAAACAAAGAAA